AUGAAUGUCGUGUACGGAAAGAAUUAUACCAUUUCUCAGGAUCAACCAAAACAUUUCGGAAAGAGAACAAACAAUCAAUUUCCGAGGUUUAGUUGCCAUACCGCGGUAGAACGGAAUGGACAAUUGAUAAUAUUUGCUGGCACGGCGAGAGGAGAAAUUGUUUAUUGGAAGCAUGAAGACAAUAACGAAAAAGUAGCGACUAAUUUUACGCUUCUGGGAAAGCAUUCAGCAUCUAUACUUUGCAUCAUGUAUCAUCCAUCUCUUGAAUUAAUUGUCACAGGCUGUGUUGAUCACUCAAUGAAAGUCUUUGACCCGUUUGGAAAAUAUCUGGCAGAAAAUUCGUGCCUUCAAACCAUGUUUUCUCAUUCAAAACCAGUGACAUGCUUGGCAUUUCAUUUUGAUUUAAUUAUUUCGGGUAGUUCUGAUAUGACUGUUAAGAUAUGGAAACCUGAUAAGGAGAGGAAAAAAUUGAAUCUUGUUCCUUGGUUUACUUGCUUCAAAACACUAAGCGAAUGCGACGCAUGGGUAAGCUCGCUGUGGGCCUCUCCUGAAGAACUUUCCGGAGACCAAGGAGAAAUCGUCGUUGGUACAAUGAAAGGAACUUGUUUUGUGUAUAAAACAGUUGGAGAGCUUCGAGAUCGAAAAUCCAUCACUGAUGUAAAAUUUAUGUACAAACUAAAGCUUAGAGACAAGGGAAUAACUAGUAUAUUGAUGUUGCAAGGUAGUAACAUGAUGGUUUCUACUGGAUUUGAUAACGAGGUUAAAUUUACAGAUUACAGUGGAAAGACUGUAUUCUCACGUUUUGUAAGCGACGAACGGAUAUGUGGCAUGGACUGGAAUAGUGAAUUUGAGGAACUGAUUUCAGUAUCGGAGUCUGGAAAGGUGAAUGUUUACCAGUAUAGAACUGGAGAAUCUCCCCUCUCGUUUCAUUUUACUAAGGAGCCAACUUGUCUCAGUUUUGUUUCCGGAAGAAUUCUUGUAUCAGGAAGAAAUGCUGUGCAGUCCUUCUUCAUUGAAAGAAAUAUUCCACACCGAGAGCACAAGGAUCACUCCGAUUCAGUCGUCGGUAUUUCUGUAAAUCCCAAAAGAACAGCCACAGCUAGGUUAAUUACGGCAGGAGCUGACAACAAAAUUUUGGUGUGGGAAGUAAGCAAAUUUGAUAUGAGAUGCAUUGAUCAAAUCAAAUGUGAUCCUAGAGGAGACAAAACAGACGUGACAUCUUUCGUGUACAUUGACGAAGGAGUAGCAUGUAGUGGCCAUGACAGUGGCCUUCUCACGUUGUGGAAUUUAGAAAAGGGAAAGGAAUUGUUUACAGUUCAGCUCCAUGAAAAUACGGUUUGUGAUUUAUUCAAAGGGACCCUGGUCACAGACCGAAAGAGACCCUCAAUUUUUUCACCUCGAGGCACGUUCGAUAGAAACCAGAGGGACAAACGAGAGUGUGUUGUCUUGGUUUCCUCAAGUUUUGACGGAUCCUUCGGAGUAUGUGAUUUAACAAAAUUUAUAUAUGAAAACCAACAGCCAAUUUUCAAAGUGAAGCAUAAUGCACACAACCGUGAAAUUUUGUGUGUCAUACUGAAUCAGCUUAAUGGAUCAGUAAUAACUGGAGGAAACGAUGGUAUUAUUCGAUUUUGGUCCAUUGACAAUGAUUUCCAACAACUAGGUGAAAUUAAGGCUAAGCGAAAAGAUAAUGAUUCAAAAGGGCACAAACAUGCCGUUGUUUCUUUGGCUCUUGACGGAAAUUUUUUAUAUUCUGCCAGUGAUGACCAAACCAUUGCUCUCUGGAAUAUUUUGACCUUGGAAAAGCUAAUUUCCAUUAACUGUUCAGAGAUCAUUCUAGGAAUGAGGUUGAUUGAGGACAACCAAGGAAAGAUGCUAACCUGGUAUAAGGGUGGACGAGUUGACAUUUGGCAGCUAAAUGCUGAGGACUCGACUCAGCACAUUUUAUUUUCUUAUGAAAACAAAAAGACAGACUUUACCUUUUUGAAUUAUGACAAUGAAAAGAAUGAAAUAUUUGCAGGUGACUCUUCAGGAAAAAUUCUUCGAAUCAAAACGAAUUACAACGAAUUGAAUCAUGAAGCCGAGAAGUACGUGGAAGAAAAUUUCAGAAAAGACUCGGCUGUUCAAGCAGAAAAGAAGAAGGAAGCUAGACCAAAGUUGUUGCCAAGUGCAACUUUUAAUUCACUUCUUGCCACUGAUAAUCAUUCCACAACCGUACCAAUUUCCAAUGACGCGUCCUCCUCUCUCAAUAACUCUCAAAUUGCAAAUACCAACAUGUCACAUCCUCAUCAUGUUUCCAAUUCUAACUCCACCUCUCACACUCCACGUAUCGCUUCCAAAUUCAAAAUUUCCAUUAAUUUAUUUGAUGAACUUUUUGGAGAGUUGACGUGA
Messenger RNA from Naegleria lovaniensis, 2388 nucleotides. RefSeq lists its product as uncharacterized. The transcript is spliced from 5 exons. Gene Ontology annotation, biological process: ribosomal large subunit assembly. Gene Ontology annotation, molecular function: protein binding. The record is from RefSeq and is a predicted model, not a curated record. The coding region runs from base 1 to 2388 and encodes 795 amino acids. Gene Ontology annotation, cellular component: nucleolus. Lineage: Eukaryota; Heterolobosea; Eutetramitea; Acrasida; Naegleriidae.